CGUGACUUCAAUGUGGCGUUGUUUGGAUGUCGUUUGUUCCUCUUGAUUUGAUCGCAGUUUUUGAACAUUUACAUUACACUUUUGCACGACACUCAAGGAGCGCAGCUGCAAGAGGGCGCUCCGCUGUGCUUGCGUGCAACCGGUACGUUUGACAUGCCCGUGUAGUUAAACUUUUGCAUGACACUCGGGGAGUGUAGCUGCAACAGUGCGCUCCGCUGUGCUUGCGUGCAACAGGUGCUUUUGACAUGCCCUUGUAGUCUCAUUCGUAUGUCGUUAUGUUUCGAAGCGCUCUGUUAGCUAGCCGAUGUCGCCUCCUAGGAAUGCCAAGUCGCGCACGGCGCAUUCAUUCCGACUCCAGUUCAUUGUAUGUCCAUUGGCCGUACUGCGAAAAACGCUGCACGUACUGCAAUUUCAACAAGUACAUCAGCCGGAACGUUGACCACGACGUGAUGACCGAGUGCCUCGUUCGGGAGCUGACGACGGUCAUCCGUAGUAGCAGCAUUUCUACGAUCACGACGGUGUUCUUUGGGGGAGGCACUCCGAGUCUGAUGCGGCCUCGCGAUGUGGAACGCGUCUUGCAAGCCGUCUCCCGGCUCACGGCGGCACCUGUUGCAGAGGUUACGUUGGAGUGCAACCCGAGUCCUGCUGCGAAAGACAGCCUCAGUGACUUCAAGGUGGCAGGGGUCACGCGACUGUCAAUUGGCAUGCAGAGCCUGUGCAAUGAUGCUGAGCUCUCAUUCUUGGGGCGGACACACACGGUUGAAGAAAGCCUGCACUGUCUGGACCGUGCCAUGCACCUAUUUCCUGGCCAAGUGUCGGUAGACAUUCUUUACGGACGGCCAGGACAGACGCUUGAUGGCUGGCUACAAGAAGUGCAACAGGUGGUGCAGCUUGGCACCGCACACGUGUCCCUCUACGAACUCACCCUGGAGAGGGGUACCCAGCUCUUCAAGGAGGUCCAGGCUGGCUUACAGUCCCUGCCAGACAGUGAGACGUGCUCCCAGAUGUACCUGGCCGCUGUUGAGGUCUUGGAGCGUGAAGGACUACUACGCUACGAGGUAUCCAACUUUGCCCACAAGGGCCAUGAGUGCAAGCACAACCAGGCAUGCUGGAGAGGGUUGCAGUAUCUGGGCGUAGGGCCAGGUGCGCACAGCCGUGUACUUGUGGGCGACGGUCGCUGGGAGGCACGGGUGCAGACCCUGGAGCCCAACCCGUGGAUGCAUGAGGUCUCGAAGCGAGGCCACGGGACACGCCUCACACGACCGCUGUCGAGGCAGGACCGCCUGGAAGAGCUUCUGAUGAUGGGACUGCGUACUGCGCGUGGAAUUUGUAACCAGGACUGGCGAGCUGUGUCCGGUGGCGUCGGCUUGCUCGACACCUUCGCUGACUGGGGUGAAACAACACAGCUGCUAGAUAUUGGCCUGCUGUUGCUUGAUGAGAGCUGCCUGCGUGCCACAAAAGCUGGGAUGAAUGUCGCGGACAGCCUCAUCUCCUCCAUGCUGCCACGGCUGAGGGAGAGGACAAGCAGGUAGACUGCCAAGGUGCUUCCCCACAGAGCCACGUGAUGCCUCCUCCUCUGCACAUGUGCAUUGUGGGUUUCGCAGCUGCAUUCGGACUGACCAUGCACAACUCUGUAAGUCGGAGCAGCCAUUUGCAGGUAAAAAGGCUCUGCAAGACUUCAAUAGUCAGAAGACUUCAAUAGCCAGAAGCUGGUGGAAGUUCAUACUUGACAAACAACAGUGCUAACAUAGACGAAGACAAAGAAUUAAGGUUCAGAACACUCAGUGCUGACUGUCGACUAAAUGUGCAUUCGAUAAAAGAACUUGAAUAUGUGA
This is a messenger RNA of Dermacentor andersoni, 1835 nucleotides long. RefSeq names its product radical S-adenosyl methionine domain-containing protein 1, mitochondrial-like. Gene Ontology annotation, biological process: porphyrin-containing compound biosynthetic process. Gene Ontology annotation, molecular function: coproporphyrinogen oxidase activity; 4 iron, 4 sulfur cluster binding. NCBI's taxonomy places the organism in Eukaryota, Metazoa, Arthropoda, Arachnida, Ixodida, Ixodidae. The record is from RefSeq and is a predicted model, not a curated record. Gene Ontology annotation, cellular component: mitochondrion; cytoplasm.